Paramuricea clavata is the source of this 7905-nucleotide messenger RNA. The record is from the annotation of a GenBank genome assembly. NCBI's taxonomy places the organism in Eukaryota, Metazoa, Cnidaria, Anthozoa, Malacalcyonacea, Plexauridae.
AUGGGUGAGCUCCAAGUACUACAGAACAAGGCUGCGAAGAUAAUAUUAGAUAGACCUUUGUACUCAUCGGCAACUGACGCGCUGUCAGCCCUGAAAUGGCUCGAUUUACGUCGACGCAGGAAUUUCCAUCGCUGCAUUCAUAUCUGGAAGUGUGUUAAUGGUCUUACGGAGCAUUCUCUAGACAUUCUUAAAUGUAGUCAGAUUCACAGUCAUAACACUCGAAAUAAGGACACAAUAAGGCUACCUAAAGUCAAACGCAAUUGGGGGAAACAACGCAUUAACUAUCAAGCAAUCAAAGACUGGAAUGAUUUAGACAGUGAUAUAAGGAAUGCUCCAACACUUAUGUCCUUUAAGAGAAAUCUUUUUUCUAAACUUUUAACCUAGAGCCUGCUUAGAACAUCGUGACUUACAGUUUUAGACUUUUGACUUUUAACUAGUUUUAGAUUUUUAUAAUUGCAUGAUUAUUUGUAUAUAUAAUGUUCCCUUGUGUAGGACCUUUGUGAAAAUCACGUCAUAUGUGACAAAGCUUUCCUCAUUAAAGAUUAUUAUAUAUAUAAGAAUUGAUAUUAAUAGUGAUAAUUUUAACUUUGCAUCACUCUUGAUAAAUUUACAAUUAUACCCAUGCAGCAAAACUCCACAAACACCAACGCUAUCAAAACGUGGGUUACUUAAGACUCCAGUUGGUACAACUCCAAACCAAAGACGCAAAACAUGGUGUUUUACUGAACCCAACAACAAGUCGACAGCUGUUAGAACUCCUUGUCGAAGACGAAGUGGAAUUCUUAAACAUGGAAAUUUGACUGAGAAACAAACAAAGAGAAGUUGCUCCUUUAUUCUUCGGAACAAAGACGAUUUGACUAAACAAAUUGCUGGUUUAACAUCUUCAGACAGUUUUACGUCACACACAAGCAAUGGAAUUAUGUUAGCAGUUGAGGAAGAGAAAGUUCUAAGAUCUUUGGAAAAGUGUUAUGAAAUGUUUGAGGAGGUAAUAUGAUAAAAAAUAAAUUUUUCGAUAUUAAAUAUAUUCAGGCCUAAUUGUAACCAUGCGGGAAUAUUACGUCACGGCCAAGAAAUCUACUAAGCCCCCAGUCCAGAUUCCCAAGGGGCUAAAUACUAAAUACAGGAAAUACAGUAUUCUUUUUCAGGUACUGUAGUUCAAUUAUAUGCUAAUGGUACAUGUAGGUACUGUAAUUUGGGGGUUGCUAAUGUGCGAGCCUGCGAGCCCGAGCUCGAAACCAUAUGGAUUAAGGCGUAUAAAAUACGGUCGUAAAAUAAGGUCGGAACCAUAUGGAAUAAGGCGUAAAAUACGAAUGAUGCUGCACAUUAACUUAAGGCUGUUUUCCAGUUACGUGUUUUUUACAAGUGCGUUUAAAUCUUUUCAAAGUUUCAUAUAAAUACAAAUCCUAUAACCUUAACAAACAUACAUUUAAUCAUACACAAAACUGAAUGCUGCCAAAUUAAGCAGCAUUUAGCUAUAUUACGCGAACGAUUAUAGCAAUUCGCCAGACAUAAGAAAAGGUUUUAGAACUAGUGUACGGUCAUAUACAAAAAGGUGUGUAAAACUAAUUGUAUUUAAAAUUUUGAUUAAAGACGCCAUAGGGUUUUGUUAAAUCGACUGUUGUUGUGUCUUAAUUCAGUUACUGUAAAUGUAAUAUUUUAAGGUGUCUGGUUUCAAUUUGGUUACCAUCAUAGAAAUAAUAGAUAUAGAAUCGUGUCUCCGCAAAAUUUCGGUUUUCAAUAAGGGCAUUUCAAGCACGCUUAUUUUUGUAUCUAUUGGUGCAACCGGCUAAUGCUGAAUACGAAUUUGGCAUCCAUUUUAUUAUAAAAACUUUCCAAAAGCAAAUAUAGAAUGGCAAGAGAUUGUAUUCUCCGGAUGACUACCACGAUCAAAUUCAAAAUGGUGGUUUUCUAAGGAUAAGGUGGAGACAUGAUGCGCAUUUUAUAUCUAUUAUUUCUAUGCAGUCGAUAUACUGACGUUUUCAUCCAGUCCAAACCCGACGAAGAUGUGUUAGCGACAGCUAGGGACCAAUUGGAAAUCAGGCAUAGUAUACUAACGGUAACCAUUGAAUGCUGGUUAACUUUUAUUAUGAAUUAUUUCGGAACUUAUAGUUAUAGCAUGGAAAUCCGCGAGAUUGUUUUGCUAUAGUGCUGGGGUAAACAUGAUAGUCUUAUAUGUGAUGGCAAGUAAAUAAAUUUCUGAGAAAAAAACAAUUUGUUAUUUCUGAAAUUAGUUUAGUUCCAUGCAGAAACCUCAAAUGCACAUGCUGCGAGGCAUGAUUAAAGCGCAGUCAUUUUUAAAUAAUGAUACCGCCUGAUAGGAUGUGCUUUGAAUAAAUGAAAAUAAUUAUAACCUCAAAUAUAGAGAUUAGAGAGGCUUGUAAAGGUAUAAAUAAAGGCUCGCAAAUGAAAGGCUCGCGGCUUGCAAAUGAGAGGCUCGGGCUCGCAGGCUCGCGCAUUAGUCAACCUCCUGUAAUUGUAGAUUAUCACCUAUAGUAUACUGGACCCCCACGUUUGAAACAUCAUUUUAAUCUCUUUCAGCAUGAUAAUUAUAUAGGUCAGAAACAACCACUGAGUGUGCUUAUUUUUGUUGACGUCCAAAUUCAAAUGGUUGAUUUUCAAUCAAUGUAUAUUUGUGUCAACUGAAUUUUGUUUUCUGUUCCUUCAUGUAAACUAUAUCACAGUGACAGACACUUGCCAAAUAUGGGAGGGGAUUACGUUGCAAACAUGACCAUACACCUUUUAUAGCCGGAAAUCUAAUUUACGUAAACUGUUUUGCCUUAAAUAUCACGUGCUAUAUACUGUAUCUUAAUUUUUAGCCUUAAUGGUUGAAAAAUUAUUGUUUCAGCUUUGUUACACAUGCAGUUAUUCAGCUACAGGUAUCAUGCAUUCAAAGGCUUUGAGAAAUCAUUGGGGGGAAGCAUUACCUCCCUUCUUAGUGUCCGUCAAUGCUGUAUCAGUUGUUAUUCUUUAGAAUGUUUGCACGCAAGAAGAAAUUGUGUUUAGUCUUGAUGAUAUCCAGCGCGAACAUCCCAAUGUAUUACGACAUGCUCUAUAUUGGAUCUGCAGAGCAAAACUGGCUGAGAACGUUGGGGAUCAUGAAAGAGUUGUUUGUAUGGUUGAUCAGGCAUCCGGCUUUUCUGCACAGGUAAUAAUAACCAUUUUAGAAAUAUAUUUUGGAUACAGUUUGGAUACAAAUAAUUAUAUCAUUUCUGCAGGCAAAAAUUGAUUAUAAAUAAUAAUUUAUAAUUCAAAGUGCGAUAAUAAUAAUUGCGUAGUGACACCACUGUUACGUUCUGGUACUUCUUUGUUUUCAGUCAAGUACCACAUACUGUAGGUACGCGAUACCCUCGCUGUCUGCGUACUUGAAUGUUGCUGGACCGCAUGACCAGUGAACUUUCCAGGGUAUUCAAAACCGCAAAUUUGGACAUCUCCUGACAUGAAACGUGAUUGGACUGAUGGUUGGGUUUUCCAGUCUUGCAAAAUAAUGCAACGUGAUGGUCUCAAAAUUGAUAAUUUACUUCAUGAAUUUUAUCAAGAAAUUGUUUAUUACUACAAAUUUCCCGAAUUCCUAAAUCACCCAAUGCAUAAUGCUUCAAGAUGAUAUGGAGAACUUUUUUCAUGUUUAUUAUUAAUAUAUUUAUUUAAUUAAUCUGUGUAGCCAAAAGAAUUAGUUCAAAAGUAUUUUGAUGAGUACAAGUCAAGGAAACAAAUUGAAGAUAAAAAAGGUAUAGUCGCGACAGUUAUGUUUUCAAAUUAUUUAGCCCACGGCCCCACAAUAACCUUUGAUUUGUAUACGAGUAUUUGGAUCACUCAGUCGUGCAUAUGCUGAAUCAGUCAAUCAGCUGUCACUGCAUGAUUGAGACUUUACAGUUUUUCGCGUUCGUGCAAAUCUCUGGCCGUAAUCUUUCACUUAUUUUUGCGUUUCCAUUUAACAGUAGUGGAGAGUCCCGUGCAAGAGGCAACAUUUCGCACACCAUACAAGACACCCUCUCGGGAGCUAUCUAAACUUGAUGGUGAAGUCUUUAAUUCUUCAGUCGUGAGGUUUUGUUUGAUUGACUCAACCCCUGCCAGAAACAGGUUUGUACUGUGUAUAAAAUAGGCCUUUCGUGCUAAAUUGUAAAUGCUUCUAUAGCAAAUUGCAAUAGCCCUAACCCUCGACUUGGUGUUAUUGACAACAAGAGCGUAAUUGCAUGGGAAAUGGUGUAUUGCAUUCCUUCUUGUUCUAACUUGUAGUUUCAGGUCACUGAAUACGUUUUAGAGAACGAUGUAAUGUAUUUUAUCUUAAAGACUAAGUACACUUUGGGUCACAACUAAAAAUCAUUAAUUAUCGCACUCUAAAAUAUUGAAGUGUGAAGUAAAGUUAACUUAAAAUAUGUUUACUCAUGCAUUUGAAUAAUGAACUGAAUGAAUGUAACUUUAAAGAGUCGGAGUGGAACUUCAUCUACUUUGCCUUUAGCUUGAAGAAUUGUGGCCAAGUUACCGUUCGGGGUUUUUGAUUUUUUUCAAGAUUUUUAGGCGGCACCAAAACUCAAUCCUGAAUUUACUUAACAUCUCAAUAAGUUGAUAAAAAGUUUCAGGACACAGCAAAAUGAAGCAGUAUAGCCCUGGUUGAAACGAGGAUAUGAGUUGCAACUUUUGGGAUUGUUUCAAGAGUUUUAUUGAUUUCAUACAGGGCUCAAUAUAACGGUCGGCCACCGGUCAUUAGCCAAGCAAAAUGCUGAUAUGGCCGUCUACUGAUUACUCUGCACGGACAUUAUGGCUAACCGUUUUGUCUCAUCAAUUUGAAUAUUUCUUCCGUUAUUGUUGCAAGUCUUUUUAACAAAAUCUGUGAUCUGCAAGCAAAGAUUCCGUCUGCUAGACAAUCACAGAAUCUGAAUUCGUGCCGAUCCACACAAUAACACUAUGUAUAAUCUCGUCAAUUACAAGAAAUUUAUAUCAGUCUGAAUUUCCAGUGAUUUUUGAAAUUUGGACGAUUCGAAAAAGGAGACUUGAUUCCUACUUUCGAAACAAAUGUUUCCUUACACGAAAGACACUUUUUAUCUUGUGUAUUACACCCGUUUUCAAAAUUACGCGUCAAAUUACAUGUCAGUUUUAUGUCAUGCGGUCACGAAGUUCAAAUUGUUUACAACUUUGAGUUUUGCGGAUCAUUGUCGAUGUAUAUGCUUUGUAUGCUUUAUAUAAAAAGUUUUAAGAAUGAUUUUCAAGAUAUUUUAGUGAAAAUUAUUGCAAAAAUUAAGCACAACAAAAUCAUAAUAUUAUCGCUAUACUAUACUUAUAGUCUUAGCGCAAACGGGUUUGAUGCACAGUUAAAUUCGAUUAUUCGAGGAUAACUUAUUCUUUUUCAAACUUUAAAAGUCAUUCACGACACAGAUUUCUGUCGUGAUGGUUUGUGACUUUGUAGUUUCUUUUAGCAUGUACAGGGUAUCUAAAAAAACGCUUCGGAAAUUCAACAGGCUGUCAUGCAUCAUAAACGUGGCUAAACAAUUCAAUUUUACAUAGGACGAAAGAAUAGUUAUUUUAGCUUUUCAAUGAUACUCUUUUUAAGUCGUAACGAUGAGAAAUGGCCACAUACUCGUCAAAUAAAAAUUGCCGGUCGAAAUCACAUUCUUCCACCGUUGGGAAUUGCAUCGAAAACGAAACAUAAACAAUUCCCAAGAGGGAAUUAAAAUUGAUUGUUAUAUAGUUAGUGUCAAAGUUCAAUUUUUCUGUUUGCCGAUUGGUCAAAACCGUGUCACGUGCCGGUCCACAAAACGUCAUGUUCGGCAACCGGUCCGCAAUGAAACAUUUACUGACCGGUCAAUAAUAAAUUGGGUGAAAUACGCAUGCGUGUCAACCAUGAAGUUCCAAAGUUCAUUUUUUAAACUUUUUACUAAACAUUUACAGCGUUCCAUUUAUCCAGUUUUGGUUUCAAAUUAAGUUCACUCCAAUAACCGGUGGAUUAUUCAUACUUUGACACUUAUUUACUAUAUAACAAAACACUUAUUUACUGAGAUCUCGGGAAAGCAGUGUGUUUUGUGGCGGUCUCGGGUCCACAAAACACACUGUUUCCCUCGGUCUCAGUAAAUAAGUGAUAAAUGUUAAAUUAUCUAAAAUAAGCUCAACUCGUCAAUCUUCGUCUUAGUGAGACAAUAACUCAAUACGAAUUUGGUACGAAACAUGGUUCAAUUAACCCCUGAACAGAGAACAUUCGUUAUCCAAACGUUUUAUGAAACAAAUAGCUUGCAGCAGGCUCGCGUUGCUUUUGGAUUGACUAACUUUGCAUAAUUAAUGUAUUUUCAAUUCCCAAUGGUGGAAGAAUGUGAUUUCGACCGGCAAUUUUUAUUUGACGAGUGUGUAGCCAUUUCUCAUCGUUACGAUUUCAAAAAGGUGUCAUAGAAAAGCUAAAUAACAGCUCUUUCUUCCUAUGUAAAAAUUGAACUGUUUAGCUACGUUUAUGAUGCACAACAGCCUGUUGAAUUUCCGUAGCGUUUUUUUAGACACCCUGUAUAUCUAUAUAGCUCAUUUUUGUUCAUUAUUCUCCACUCUACAGACUGGGAGCGACUGACACUAACUUACUUUUGUCCUUACCUAAAACUGGGAUACUACUAUUAGUCUAUAGUACACAUUGAUGCUUGGUUGAUAAGAGUGUAACCUGUUCAUAUUUUUUCGUGUAUUGUGUAAUUUUGUUAACCAUUAUGCAUAUGCAUAUGGUUUUGGACUAUUGGUAGUUGUUACGGUUUUGGUUUCUAGUACUGACAACGUCCAUAUUGAGAAUAAUUAAGUGUCAUGUCCGACCAAAACAUGGGUUGGUCUGACACAAUUUCAGACCAAGUUUUCAGAAUAAUAUUGAGCUUUGAUUUCUUAGGGUUUUUCGAGUUGUAUACAGGAUGUUUUUGAGUGAUACACCCCUAGCUUUUUCCCACGGAAACUCGAGCUUCUUCGAAAACAUACCACAAGCUUCUACAAGCUUCUUUACUUUACUUCAAAUCAAGCAAUUUCAUCUUUUGUAAAAGUGUGUAAAAGCUUAACACGGGGCUUCGCACCCGAAGAGAUUGCGCGCCCUAACUCAAUCUAAUGUGUAAAGUGGAGCAGGCAAAAAUUGCAGCAAAAACACUUUAUUACAGUAUUUCGUUAUUUUAAUAGCAUGUUGAGACUACUUUUUAUCACUUUUUAUUUCAGAAGGAAGUCUGCGUCAGAAAAACGCGUCUUGACUCCGGUUCGAAGGACCACGCGUUGGGAACGUUGCGGGAUUACACAUCCAAAGACAAUUGAAGAGAAUAGAAUAACCGUAGCUUCGUUAAACGAACUAUCCAGUCCAAUACGAUCUACCAUUGUCUAUAAACCGAACUCACUUCUUCCCUGCCAGCUUGAUGAAGAAAUGCGAAAUCUUGCAAACAUUGAUGAGUCUUGAAACCAUCAAAAAUCACUUUGUCAUAAUUGAUAAACAAGAAGCAAUGUUCUAUCAAUAAAUUUAAAUUAAUAGUACUAGGCUUCUGUUCUUGAACGUACUGUAAUGACCGUUUCAAACGUCCAACAUUUCAUGUGCCGAAUCUAAUGUUAACGAGCGUCUAAAAUCUCCCAUUAUUUAAACAUUAGGGGACCCUGUACUGUGAUCUAAAAUCGACCAUAUUCUGCUAUUCAGCCAUGGUUAAUCCCAAUUUGCUCCCACCUUUUUUCUGGUAAUGCUUCCAACCAGUGAUAAAUUUAGCGGUUUAUAAAGCCUACCGCACACGAGAGAAAAUUGCUGAGCUAACCACUCGCGUAUAUAGGGGGUUAGCCCAGCUAUGCAUUUUCACCGCACACGUUGGAAAAACUACUCAACAGCAACGUCGUUGAUAAGAUCGUUUGCAUUUCCCUCCAUUGUCGCUAUUUUGACCAAAGUCACGUGACUCACGUUAAGAAACUAUGUGUUCUCAUCAAUUGGGG